UCCUUACUAGAUGACAUUUCAUCGCAAUGUCCGAUCGUUUGGGGCAAAUAACCAAGGGCAAGGAUGGGAAAAGCAAGUAUUCGACUCUCAGCCUGUUUGAUAAGUAUAAAGGAAAAUCAGUAGACUCGAUCAGAUCCUCAGUUAUUCCUAGACAUGGCUUACAGAGUCUCGGGAAAGUUGCCACAGCCCGGCGUAUGCCACCGCCUGCAAACCUGCCAAGCUUGAAGUCUGAAAACAAAGGAAACGACCCCAACAUCGUUAUAGUACCCAAGGACGGGACGGGAUGGGCAAACAAGCAGGAUCAGCAAGACCCAAAGAGUUCCAGUGCGACGGCCUCUCAGCCGCCGGAGUUGCUGCCGCAGCCGGGUUUGCAGAAAUCUGUCUCCAAUUUGCAGAAACCGACACAGUCGAUCAGUCAGGAGAAUACAAAUUCAGCGCCAGGUGGACCAAAGUCAUGGGCACAGCUGAAUGGAAAGCCAGCAGGACACGAAGGUGGUUUAAGGGCCUCAAGCCGACUAUUAUCCUUCUCUCCCGAGGAAUUUCCGACGCUGAAAGCAGCUGGAGGGCAGGACAAGGCUGGCAAAGAAAAGGGCGUCUUAGAUCUGUCGUAUGGGCCAGGACCAAGCCUCCGCCCUCAGAAUGUGACAAGCUGGAGGGAGGGCGGUGGGCGAAACAUAAUUUCUGCCACGUCUCUGAGCGCCUCCCCAACUGAGCUGGGCAGCAGGAACUCGAGUGCGGGAGACGGAGCCCCCUCCUCGUCAUGUACCAGCGAUUCUAAGGACCCCUCUCUCCGCCCGGCUCAGCCUGUCCGAAAAGGGGCUUCACAGUUCAUGGGGAAUGUAUACCACCCACCUACAUACCAUGACAUGCUUCCUGCUUUUAUGUGUUCGCCACAGUCAUCAGAGAACCAGGGUACAGUGGAACGAGGAUCUUUUCCCCUUCCCCAGCUCCGUCUUGAACCCCGUGUUCCUUUUAGACAGUUCCAGAUGAAUGACCAAGACGGAAAAGAAAACAGGCUGGGAAUGACUCGCCCGAUCCGUCCGCUGAGGCAGCUGGUGGAACGGGCGCCGAGGCCCACCAUCAUCAAUGCGGAGAACCUGCGGGGCCUUGACGACCUGGACACCGAUGCUGACGACGGCUGGGCAGGCCUCCAUGAAGAAGUGGACUACUCGGAGAAGUUGAAGUUCAGCGAUGAUGAUGAGGAGGAGGAAGUUGUGAAGGACGGCAGGCCAAAGCGGAACAGUUGGGACCCCAGGAGGCAGCGGCAAUUGUCAGUGAGCUCUGCAGACAGUGCUGAUGCCAAGCGCACCCAAGACGAAGGAAAGGACUGGGGCGAAACAGGAGGCAGAACCCGUGUCGUCCGGAAGGUGCCAGAACCUCAGCCGCCUUCUAGGAAGCUUCACAGCUGGGUGUCAGGCCCUGACCACCAGAAGUCCUCCGUGGGCAGUGUGUUCCGGCAGCAGUCUGUCGAGGACAAAGAGGACAAGCCACCCCCGAGGCAGAAGUUCGUCCAGUCGGAGAUGUCCGAGGCCGUGGAGCGAGCCCGAAAGCGCCGGGAAGAGGAGGAGCGCCGGGCCCGGGAGGAGAGGUUGGCCGCCUGUGCCGCCAAACUCAAGCAGCUGGACCAGAAGUGCAGGCGGGCUCAGAAGGCGGGCGGGGCCCAGGAGCCGGCGGGGAAGGAGGCGCCCCACUCUCCAGGCACCCCACAGGAGAAUGGCCCAGCUGUCCGCAGAGGCUCCCCUGAGUUCUCUGCCCAGGAAGCCCCCAGCACGUUUUCGGAAGAAGCCCCUACAGCUCCUCCAGCUGUGGCUCAGAGCGGCGGCAGUGACGAGCGGGCCAGGGAGCCUGGGUCCCCCGCGCAGGAGUUCAGCAAGUACCAGAAGUCGCUUCCGCCCAGGUUCCAGCGCCAGCAGCAGCAGCAGGAGCAGCUGUACAGGAUGCAGCACUGGCAGCCGGUGUGCCCUCCGCCGCCCCACCCGCAGCGCACCUUCUACCCGCACCAUCCUCAGAUGCUGGGCUUCGACCCCAGGUGGAUGAUGAUGCCUUCCUACAUGGACCCACGAAUCCCACCCACUCGGACCCCAGUGGAUUUCUAUCCCUCAGCCCUACAUCCCUCGGGAUUGAUGAAACCCAUGAUGGCCCAGGAUUCUCUCAGUGGAACUGGCUGUCGCUCUGAGGAUCAGAGCUGUGUGCCCCCACUGCCAGAAAGGAAAGUGACCACCAUCGAUGCAGCCCCUGUGUGGAGCCCCGAGGGUUACAUGGCGUUGCAGAGCAAGGGCUACUCGCUCCCCCACCCGAAAUCCAGUGACACUUUGGCCAUGGACAUGCAUGUCAGGAAUGAAAGCUCUUACUCUGCCUCACCUGGAAGGUCAGGGGGCGUAAGUGCCCGGCGCGAUCUCCUUGAGGAGAGAGGGGAGGAGUACUUGAGUGCUUUUGACAAGAAGGCCCCAGCAGACUUUGACAGCUGUGUCUCUUCUCAAAGAAUAGGCCAGGAGAUUUUGUUUCCACCCCAAGAAAAUGUUCAGGAAGCAGGCGCGCCUGGGAGUCACACCCCAAACCUCAGGUGUUCCACACUGGAGCCCGACUUUGCCCCGGCUGAGAAAAAACCAGAGUAUAGCGACUGGGACGUGAGCCGCCAGCCGAAGGCCGCCGACCCAGACACCAGGGUCGAGAAAGAGGCGCCCCAGGAGGAGCUGUCCUUCAGUGUCUCCUCCUGGGAGAAGGAAGGGAGCCCUGGCAAACAGCCGGCCCUGGAGCCCGAGUGGACACCAGAAGCCCGGGGCACCGGCAGUCAGCACCCGGAGCAGACCAGCAGGACCCGGAGGUCUGGCCCCAUCAAGAAGCCCGUCCUGAAGGCCCUCAAGGUGGAAGACAAGGAGAAGGAGCUCGACAAGGUGAAGCCGGAGCUGGGAGAGGGGAGCGCCCGCCUGGCUCGGGAGACGGGGCCCGUUUGCGAGGCGGCCGAGGACCAGGACCAAGAGAACGCCCCCGCGCUGGCCAGCGUGGCCCCGGCCGCCUCAGAGGACCGGGGCUCGGCCCGUGCUGCCUUGGGCCGCGAGGCCAGCCGGCCGGAGGAGGAUGGCCAGCCCGACGGGGCCCGGGCGGCCAGCCACACCCCCCCUACCAGGAGGAAUAACUGGAUCUUCAUUGAUGAGGAGCAGGCCUUUGGGGGCCGGGGGCAGGCCCGGGGCCGCGGCCGCGGGUUCCGAGAGUUCACUUUCCGCGGGCGGCCCGCGGGCGGCGGCCUCUGUGGCGGGGGCGUCCUUGGGGCGCGGGGCCUCUAUGGCGGCAGCCAGAGGAGCGGCCGCGGCCGGGGACCGCGAGAGUUCGGGCUGGCAGAUGACUUCCCCCGGGCCAAGCCCCGGCGGAGGAUCGCCAGUGAGACCCACAGCGAGGGCUCUGAGUACGAGGAGCUUCCCAAGCGGCGACGGCAGCGGGGCGCCGAGACCGGGGACGAGGGCGCGCUCCCGGAGAGGGAGGAGGCCGCCGGGAGGAAGGGUGACUUCAGGGAGUCCUGGAGGUCCGGCAGGAUGUGCCCCGAGGAACACGGCGGGCCAGAGGCCAAGAACCGAGGCCCGCGGGCCUUCGGGCGCGCCCUCCCCCCGCGGCUGAGCAACUGCGCAUAUGGCCGGAGAACCUUCGCGGCCAAGGAGGCGGCCCCCUGGCCGAGCCGGGUUCUGGUCGCCUCCUGGCAGGAGUCCGGCCCCCCUGACACGUGUGGGGCCCGGCGGCCCUCAGACAGAGACUACAUCCCGGACGCCUACAGACACCCCGACGCCUUGGGCACCCGGGGCUUCGAGGAUGGCCGUGUGGAGGACAAGAGGGCCUUCUUCCAAGAUGACCACGCAGCAGAUUCGGAAAAUGCCGAGAACCGGCCCUUCAGGAGAAGACGGCCCCCGCGCCAGGACAAGCCCCCCCGCUUCCGGCGCCUUCGGCAGGAGCGGGAGGCCCUGGGCCUGUGGGGGCCGGAGGAUGAGCAGCCCCUGCCAGCGGGCCAGUGGCCGGGCCGGCCCAGACCCUGUCCCGGGGACAGGAGCGGCACCACGGGCCGCAGGUCCCCCGAGCUCGCCUACCAGAAUUCCUCGGACCACGCCAACGAGGAGUGGGAGACGGCCUCCGAGAGCAGCGACUUCAGCGAGAGGCGGGAGAGGCGGGACGGGCCCGGGCCCGGGCCCGGGCCCGAGCCCGACCCCCAGGCCGACGGCCUGCCCGGGGCGAGCACGGGCGAGAAGAAGGAGCUGGCCAAGCGGAGCUUCUCCGGCCAGAGACCCCUCGCUGACAGACAGAGCCGGAAGCUGGAGCCGGGAGGGUUCGGGGAGAAGCCUGUUAGGCCAGGUGGCGGUGAGACUUCUCCCCGUUAUGAGAGCCAUCAGAGUGGGACGCCUUUGAAAGCCAAAAGGUCCCCGGAUGACACCUUGCCUGGAGGUCUCGGCUGCAGCAGUGGGAGCGGCCACUACACGCUGGAGCGGGCAGCCCAUGCCACCUCUGACAUCCCUGAAGCCUCCUGUGAGAAGGCAGAGAAGGAGGCCCAGCUGGCUGCCCAGAGGGCAGGCGAACAGGGAGAGACCAUGAAACCGUUUGACCUGAACUAUGGAAAUGCCGGCGUUGAAAACUGCGGAUCCAGCCCCGGAGAGGAGGGUGAGGUGGGCUCUGUGGUGGGGGAAGGCUUCAUCGAAGUCCUGACCAAGAAGCAGCGCCGUGUGCUGGAGGAAGAGAGGAGAAGGAAGGAGCCAGCCGUGCAGGUACCUGUCAAAGGCCGAAAUCUUUCCUCUCGUAUUCCUCCUCGGUUUGCGAAAAAGCAGAACCACCUGUGCCUGGAGCAAGGUGAUGGAGCUGUGCCUGGCAGUAGCCUGGGCACCGAGAUCUGGGAGAGCAGCGGCCAGGCCCUCCCCAUUCAGGCCUCGACCGGCGACUCCUGGGCCAAAGCCGCCACUGCCUUUGCCGGCACCGAGCCCGGCUCUGCCGAGCAGGGCUUUAAGAGCAGCCAGGGAGACAGUGGCGUUGACCUGAGCGCCGAGUCUCGGGAGUCCUCAGCGACCUCCUCGCAGCGCAGCUCCCCGUACGGCACUCUGAAACCCGAGGAGGCGAGCGGGCCUGGCCUGGAGCCCAAGGCCGAUGGCCACAAGGAGCAGACUCAGAAGCAGUCGGAGCCGAAGGAUUCCGAACAAGGCUCAGGACAGAGCAAGGAGCACAGACCAGGCCCCAUCGGCAAUGAGCGGUCUCUGAAAAACAGAAAGGGCUCCGAGGGGGCUGAGCGGCUGCAAGGGGCUGUGGUCCCCCCUGUCAAUGGGGUGGAGAUUCACGUGGACUCUGUGCUGCCAGUGCCCCCCAUUGAAUUUGGAGUCAAUCCAAAGGACUCUGAUUUCAGCUUGCAGCCCGGUUCUGCCUCUGGUCCCGCGGGGAAUCCAGUUGUCAAACUUCAGGACGCGUUGGCCAGUAAUGCUGGGUUGGCACAGAGUAUUCCCAUCCUCCGGCGCGAUCAUCAUAUCCAGAGGGCCAUCGGCCUCUCCCAGAUGUCCUUCCCCACCGCUGACCUCACUCUGAAGAUGGAGUCUGCGCGCAAGGCUUGGGAGAACUCACCCAGUUUGCCGGAGCAGAGCUCUCCAGGAGGCACUGGCUCGGGCCUGCAGCCCCCGUCCUCCGGGGGAGCCUCCAGCGGGGUCACCUACAGCUCCUUCGGUGGGGUCUCCAUGCCCCCCAUGCCCGUGGCCUCGGUCGCACCUUCUGCGUCUCUUCCAGGCAACCACCUGCCACCUCUCUACCUGGAUGGCCAUGUGUUUGCAAGUCAGCCCCGGUUGGUUCCUCAGACGAUACCUCAGCAGCAGAGUUACCAACAGGCUGCCGCUGCCCAGCAGAUCCCGAUUUCCCUUCACACGUCUCUGCAAGCUCAAGCCCAGCUCGGGCUGAGGGGCGGGCUCCCCGUCUCCCAGUCUCAGGAGAUCUUCAGCUCCUUACAGCCCUUCAGAUCUCAGGUGUAUAUGCACCCCAGCCUGUCACCGCCCAGCACCAUGAUCCUCUCCGGAGGCACAGCCUUGAAGCCCCCCUACUCGGCGUUCCCAGGCAUGCAGCCCUUAGAGAUGGUGAAGCCCCAGUCCGGCUCGCCCUACCAGCCCAUGAGUGGAAACCAAGCCCUGGUCUACGAGGGCCAGCUCGGCCCGGCCGCCGGGCUCGGCGCCUCCCAGAUGUUGGACUCCCAGCUCCCGCAGCUGACGAUGCCGCUGCCUGGCUCCCAGCUGCCCCUGCCUCGGUACGGCUCUGGGCAGCAGCCCCUGCUCCUGCCGCAGUCCAUCCAGCUGUCACAGGGGCAGAGCCUCUCUGUCGGGGCCCCCCGAAGAAUGCUCCCACCUGGCUCCCAGCCUUCGGUCCUUAACACCAGCAGAGAGUCCUCUCAGAUGGAGAUGAAGGGCUUCCACUUUGCCGACAGUAAACAGAAUGUUUCUUCAGGAGGCUCCAUGCCAUCACCGCAGACCUACAGGCCUAGCUCUGCUAGCCCCAGUGGGAAGCCCUCUGGAUCAGCAGUUAACAUGGGCUCUGUGCAGGGACACUACGUUCAACAGGCAAAACAACGAGUGGAUGAAAAGCCCAGCCUGGGAGCCGUGAAGCUGCAGGAGGCCCCCUCAGCCGCUUCCCAGCUGAAGCGAACUGGAGCGAUCAAGCCCCGGGCGGUGAAGGUGGAGGAGAGCAAGGCCUGAAGAUGCUGGGCCUGGCCUGCCCGGAAGGACUGCCGCCCCUCGACCUCGCUGCCACCGGACGCUGGGGAGUCUCCCAGGUGGAUCCACCGUCCACCGACCUGGCCCGGACUGCGAGAUCUCCCUGCUCUCCUCCACUCCUGAAAGCUCCGUUGUCCAACCAGCUUGCACCCGUGGAUCUGUGGCAUUGACCUGCUUGGCUUUAACACGAAAAAAACAAAAAAGCAAAUGACUCCAUUCCCGCCUCCUUUGCGCCACGACCGGUGGAGUGACCGAGCCGUCGUGCCGUGCAGAUUAACCCCGCCCUCCCCUCCUCAUCCUGCUUCUGGCGGCCAAGGCGCCCUCCACCGAGCUUCCUUCCCUCCCCGCUUUCCGUCCCCGGGCACAGUGGUCUGGCAGCAGGGCCGUUUUAGUUGAGGCUUUUUGUUCUAAAAAGCAGCUAAAGGUUUUUACAAAAGAGAAAGGAAAAGAGAAACACAAGCUUCGUCUGUAAGAGCUGGACUUUUAUAUGUUCUUUGCCGUCCUCUCCCUGACCCCUCUUCUGUUGCGGUAGUUUCUUUUUAACCUCUCUCCUGUUUCAUUUGAUACAUCACUGCUGUGAUACCUUAAGAGGUGACGCGUAGGAACGUGUCCUCUCCUGCUCUCUGUGUCUCGGUUGGUUAACCUUUGAGGUUACUUGCAAAAAGAAGUGGUGACUUAAGACACCGCUCCUGAGCUUGGGAAGCGGUGGUGGGAGGGAGGGGAGGGGGGAUGGCGUUUUAGUCGGGAAGCCGCUGGCCUGGUGACCACAGCGACUUCAUGGGCGGCCCGGCCCGGUGAAGUUGACGCCGUUUUUAGCAUAAGAAUUACACAGAAUUUCUGUCUUGAACUCUUCAAAACUGGUGGGGACACUGACCGCUGGGCACCUGAGGUGAAUCAUGGAGAUAGAAGGCCCUGGCAUUUUCCAGUCUGGCCUGGACGGUGCGAACUGACAGCGCCAGCCCCCAUCAGUGUCUGCUUCUGGGACUCCAGCGCCCGCGGGGCCUGAUGUUUUCCCACGCGCUCCCUCCCCUCCGAGCUUCCCUCGUCCUUCCUGAGCUGUCCUUCCUGAGCUGCCUCCGUGUCUCUGGGUCCUCCUGUCCCUCCACCUCUCUCAUAGCUCGUCACUGGAAGCCACGCACUUCCUCUGUGGUGACGGACGCGUGGACAGUUGUCACUAGAGACCGUGCACUUCAUCCGCGUGGCUGUGAGCGCAUGGACGGGGGUUUGGUUGGGUCUGCGACAGAGGCGUGAGCUCUGGGAGGCUGCUGGGAGGGCUUCCUUUUUUCUGCUCCCAGCAGCAGACCCAGGCUGUGGGGACAGAGAGGCCUGAGCUGGGCAGUGGGUCUCUUCAAGGACAGAGCAGUGUCCAAGGGGAGGAUGGGUUGCAGGGCUGACGGUGACUCCCAGAACAGCCUGGGUAGCCUCGUAAGUCUGCAGAGCUGCCUUUGUCAGAGUCUGUGUGAGGCAUUUUAUGCUAGGCUUUUGUUUUUAAGAUAAGAAUUAGAAGGAAAUCAUCCCAAAUUCUGUCGUUCCAAGGAAAGGCGAGGGGAAAUUUGAAGUUUUGCUCACGCUCUUGGGAGUAACUAACGCGCCAUCUACCUGCCGUUGCUGGCGGGUCCAGGGAAGACCUGCCUCGGAGAAUGGGCAGUAGGCGAUCGGGGGCGUGCCCCACAGAGUCCACCCGCAGUGUCGCCACAGGUGUGUGACAGUCACUCGGGCAGUGGCUCUAAGCUCUGUCCAGUGUGGAACACGGGGAAAGAAGCGCCUUAGGAACCGCCGAAGUCACUUGUUGCUCUUCAGUGCUUUAAGGAAGUGGGGGAGCAACAGCCUCCUGGCAGAGGGUGCAGGGCUCCUCCGGCGUCAUCCGGGGAGGCCGGUUUUCCUGAAGGAUGCUUCGCUGCUUGUUCGAUAGUGUUCAGCACUCCCUCCUUGCCUCCACCCUCAGGCCUUACUUCUCACUGGCUUUUUUUUUUUUCCUCCUUCAUCCCCUGACUCUUUACUCGGAAGGCCCUUCUUGAAGGGCUGCCCACUGGCUCACCUGCUCUUGUCUCCCUUCCCCCGCGAGUGCCUAGCUGCCGUCCCCGCACCCAGCCGCCCUGACUGAGCUCCUCUCCGCUCCAGUCGCCCCUGCAGAGGCCACACACUCACUCUUAGAAACACGGCCAGACCCCUCACACCUAAUUCCAGUGCACAUUGUUUGUCAAAAGGAAAAAAGGCUUUCUCAUUUUGAAAUUGAACAGGACAGUCCUGGAUGCUGUUACAAACUCUCAAGCUGUAUGCUUCAGGUGAACCUGCCAUCGGAGUGACGGUACUUCCUGUUUGAGAAAAAAUAAAAACGAAAGGGUCACCUGUUAUCCAGCCCUUUUCUCUACCCCUGUAUUUCCCCACCCCCACCCCCCAAUAAAAACAGAAAACACUAGAA
Molecule: messenger RNA, 9132 nt
Organism: Lagenorhynchus albirostris (white-beaked dolphin)
Lineage: Eukaryota; Metazoa; Chordata; Mammalia; Artiodactyla; Delphinidae
Gene: PRRC2B
Product: proline rich coiled-coil 2B
Exons: 31
Coding region: 27-6692 (2221 amino acids)
Biological process (GO): cell differentiation
Source: RefSeq, a predicted model, not a curated record